UCAAAUAGGAGGUUGUCACCGUUAUUUCUGGACGCAUGCGCCAUACCGCCUUCGUUCCUGGCGAAUUUUACCUGCCGGCAGCUGCCUGUGCUUUUCAAUAGGCUCCCGGCCGCCCUGCGCUCCGUUAGCGAGCAGGUAACAGGCAGCCCGCCUCUGCGCUCGCCGGCCCCAGGUGCUGCGUUUCGGUCUUUCUUUUCUCACAACAAAGAGACUCUCUGGAGAUUCCGCUGCUUCGAAACUCUUUCCAGAGACGGCGGACUAGCAGAAAACAAACGCGAAGCUGCGCCCGACCCGAACGCACAAGCAGAGGGAGAAGUUGGAGAAGAUUUUUCUUCUAAAGAAAAGUUUCUCUCGCGUCCAGCUCCCUCGCCCUGUCUCAUUCGGGCAGGUUAGCUGGGAUCGCUUUCACCUGGCGCCGCCAGCGAGGGACGGAGAGGGCACAGACGAAACGUUACCUCAACAUGCCCAGAGCCUUUCUCGUCAAGAAGCCCUGCGUCUCCCCGGGCAAGAGGAACUGGAGCGACCUGCCCGACGACGAGCGGGGGGAGAUCUACAUCCCGGUUUCACUGGGCGUCUCCACCUGCUUGGAGGAGUCGGAGGCCAGCCCAGCGGAGUCGGCCCUGUGCCUGUCCACGCGCCCCCCCCACACCCCUACACUGCCACACGCUGCCGAGCUGCCGUCAUGCACAGCGCAGGGCACAGGUCAGAGUUCAGAGGUCAAUGGCAGCUGCUUGAAGAAGACCACCUAUGUGCGGUCCAAAAUGAAGGUGACAACAGGUGAGCCGCCUUCAGGUGAGCUCUUCACCUGUCAGGUGUGUCAGAAGAGCUUUCAGUUUCAACGGAUGCUGAAUCGACACAUGAAGUGUCACAACGACAGCAAGAGACACCUGUGCACUUACUGUGGGAAGGGUUUCAACGACACCUUCGACCUGAAGAGACAUGUCCGCACACACACAGGCGUUCGGCCCUAUAAGUGUGGCCAGUGUGAGAAGGCCUUCACGCAGCGCUGCUCGCUGGAGUCCCACAUGAAGAAGAUCCACGGCGUGACCCAGCAGUACGCCUACAAGGAGCGGCGCAGCAAGCUGUACGUGUGCGAGGACUGCGGCUACACCGCCCCCACGCAGGACUCCCUGCUGCAGCACCUGCACGACGCGCACCCCCACAGCCCGCUGCUGCGCAAGACCACCGCCAAGAGGCUGGCGGGCGCCCUGCACUGCGGCUCGCCCCUGCAGAGCGACGACGAGCCGCAGCCCUGAGCGCGGCCAGCGGGGGGGGCUGCUCCCGGCUCUGUCCUGCUGGAAGGUGAAGGCCGCUGCUCCCCGCCUCUUCCUCCGCCCUCUGGCUCCGAGCGCCGCGGCCACAGAAGUUCAAACACCACCCGAAACUCGAGGGGGGAGAGAGUCACCCCAGCCCGGGCCCUGAGCGGCACGGCUGUCUGACACACAAAAUACUGCGAUCUGUUCAGGACAGAACGGAUCCUGGGACUGGGACUGGACGUGGGCACGGGAAAUGUUUUUAUUUGUUUUUAAAUGAAAGUGUUUUGUAUGCUGUGCCUGCCCUGUGUGGAAUUGCUGUGUCUGAGUUGGUGCUGUGCAGAUACAGGGGUCCCUGUCCCCCAAAAGAGCCCUGGGUGACCUAGGGCAGAGAAAUGCUGUGUUCUUGGGGGCUCCAUGAGUCUCUGACUCUACCUGACUGCGGGAUUCUGGAGAUACCGGGAGAAGUUAAUGGUUCCUUGAGAUCCCUCUGAGUCUCCAGAUGGAAAUGCUGAACUGAACUGUGGCUGAACCUCAGGGACCUCAGGCUGGGGAGUAGCAGCAAACCCGGCUGUUGCUGUAGCAGCAGGAGACCCUGUGGUGGCAGAGUGGGAUCAACUGUAGCAGAUAAAACCUGAAAUGCAUAAACCUGGUCAUUUUUCUGGUGCCAUAUAGAAUAUAUCCCAGAGAUCAUGUUGUUCAUCCUUUCUGCUUUGAUGCAUGUGGUAGCAGAAAAAGAAGUAAUAAUUAUUCUGAACAAAAAAGAAAAUUAUUCUUUCCAAGACUCCCUGUGCAAAGCAGUGUGAACCAUGCCAUGUUUUACAGAGAAUAUAGUUGCUUCUACAUGCGUUUUGAACAAUGGUGGUAAAACCUGGAGUGGAUUUGACUGCUGUGCACGAGGAGUCUGGCUGAUAACACUGCAGAUCCUGGAGUGGAUUAGAUUGCUGUGCAAUGGGAGUCUUAUUGACAACACUGUAUUUUUAUUGGAGUUUUAUGUGUAAUGUUUUGUACAGUUGAUAAAGGAUGGCAGUAAUUCGGAUAUUCCCUGGAAAUUGUAUAUUCCUUAUUUAUCAAGGUGAAAUGUGUUUACCAGGAAUGGGUAGGUGGUGCUGUUUUUCUAUGUGUGGAUUUGUGCAAGGCACUGUGCUCAGAGGCGUGGGUGGGUGGCUGGGGCGGGGCAGGGGGACUGGGGGGCAGACAGAGCUGUACGAUAUUAAAGAGGGGUCCAGUGCCCUGGCCAGUC
Messenger RNA from Lepisosteus oculatus (spotted gar), 2496 nucleotides. It is a transcript of the gene ovol1b, whose product is annotated as ovo-like zinc finger 1b. Lineage: Eukaryota; Metazoa; Chordata; Actinopteri; Semionotiformes; Lepisosteidae. Gene Ontology annotation, cellular component: nucleus. The record is from RefSeq and is a predicted model, not a curated record. Gene Ontology annotation, biological process: regulation of transcription by RNA polymerase II; epidermal cell differentiation. Gene Ontology annotation, molecular function: DNA-binding transcription factor activity, RNA polymerase II-specific; RNA polymerase II cis-regulatory region sequence-specific DNA binding.